GCGAAAAGUUGGGCGUGAGCUCGUGAGAGUUCAAAAGUCCGUGUUUACAUUCCGUACUAAAAAUGUUCUAUUCGUAGUACGAUUCCGAACAAGUGACAAUGGCUCGCUUGCUUCAUUCCCAUCUCGUGUUGCUCGUUUUCCAAGUGAUCGGAGCAUGCUCAGGAUGCGACGACGCUCUUCUUGGGAAUGCGAAGUUAUCAGCGUCCUCUGAGUUAUCCAUAGACAGAGGUGCAGAUAAAGCCCUUCUCAACAGUGGCUCUGCAUGGACGGCAAAAAACUCGGAUUUUGAUCAGUACUUACUGAUCUCGCUCAAGUCCAAGAAGACCAUUACAUCCAUUGUCACCAUGGGUAAGCAGUACAGUCCCGAGUUUGUUCAGGAGUUCAAGAUUUACUAUGGUGACCAUGGAGGGGACUUUACUGAGUACAAGGAUAGGGAAGGCAAUCCAAAGCUCUUCAGGGGAAACAGCGAUGGUGACUCGGAGGUGCGCAACAUUUUUGAUUAUCCAAUCAUUGCGCAAUACAUCCGCGUCAACCCGACCCGGUGGAGAGACCGAAUUUCACUCAGGGUGGAGCUUUAUGGUUGCGAGUAUGAGGCAGAGGCGCUGCAGCUGGACGGCCAAAGUUACGUGGUGAUGGAUCUGAGCCGCCGACCAGUGACUUCAACAGAGGACGUUCUGCGCCUGCGCUUUCGAACCAACCAUGCGGAUGGUCUCCUUCUCUACAGUUAUGGAUCGCAGCGCGAUCUCUUCACUCUUCAACUAGUGCACAACCAGCUGCUCUUCACGGUCGACCUUGGUGGUGAAGGGGUGGUGACCGAGGUGUGGUGCGGCAGCCUGCUGGACGAUAACUUGUGGCAUGAUGUACAGAUCUCUCGUUUUCGCCGAGAGCUGGUUUUCACAGUCGAUCGUGUGGUCAUCCGUCAGCGACUGAAAGGCGAUUCCUUCCAACUGGAUUUGAAUAAAGAGCUUUAUAUUGGUGGUAUGGCAAACUUCAACCAAGAAGGCAUCAAAGUGGCUGCCAAUUUCACCGGUUGUUUGGAGAACUUAAUGAUAAAUGACACUAACGUUGCGUACGAAGUGAAGCGGGAUCAGGAGAGCUAUACAUACACCAAAGUCGGCCAAGUGCUGUACAACUGUAGGUACGAACAAGUCAUCCCGGUUACAUUUGUCACCUCGGACUCGGUGCUGCGGGUGAAUGGCUACAUGCAACCAAGCAUGAACUGCAGUUUCGAUUUCCGAACUUUCAACGAGCGAGGGCUGUUGCUCUACAACAAGUUCUCCAUCGAAGGCUAUGUCAAGCUAUUCCUGGAGGCAGGACGCAUUCGGGUAGAGCUUCAGGGCAAGAAGACACCUGUGGUUCUCCUCAAGCCAUUUGAUCACCUCCUAAAUGACGGCCGGUGGCAUCGCCUGAUACUGGCCUUGCAGACCAACCGCAUUGAGCUGCACUUGGAUGGAGUGCCCAGCAUCACCACACGUCUCUUCUCCCUAGAGACGGGCAGCGAGUACCUAGUUGGAGGCGGUGUGUACGGGAUGCCGGGCUUCAUCGGCUGCAUGCGCUACGUGUACAUUGAGGGGCGCUACAUCAACGUGCUCACCGUUCCACCCAACCAGGUGGACGGGCAGCUACUGCGCGAUGCCUGCCAGAUGGUGGACCGCUGCCAUCCCAACCCAUGUGAGCAUGGUGGUUUCUGCAAGCAGGACUCUAUCGAGUUUGUCUGCAAUUGCACAGACACCGGUUAUUCCGGAGCUGUAUGCCAUGUCUCACUGCAUCCGCUCUCAUGCGAGGCCUACCAGAUGAAGAAGAAGUCUGAUGAAACAAUGGCAAACAUCCUCAUCGAUGUGGAUGGCAGUGGACCCCUCACUCCAUUCCCUGUUGAGUGCAUCUUCCAUCCGGACAACCGCAGUGAUACCCUAGUGCACCACAAGAACGAAAUGACAACAGAUGUUAAGGGCUACCGAGAACCAGGGAGUUUCAUCCAGGACAUUGUGUAUGACGCCCCCAUGGAGCAGAUGAUCCAGCUCGUGAAUCGGUCAGCACUUUGCCGGCAGCGGCUCACCUACGAGUGCUUCAAUGCACGCCUGUUUGACACAAGUGUGCAAGACACGACCCCCGACACGUUCGCGCCUUAUGGGUGGUGGGUGAGCCGGAGCAACCAGCGCAUGGACUACUGGGGGGGAUCCAUCCCCGGCUCACGCAAGUGCCGCUGCGGCCUCUACGGGUCCUGUCGGGACCCCCAGCGCUGGUGCAACUGUGACGCGGGCAUCGAGGAAUGGCUGUCGGAUGGUGGCGAGCUCACCGACCGGGACUACCUUCCUGUGCGGCAGCUGCGUUUUGGUGACACCGGGUCUGCCUCCAUGCAGGAGGACAGAAAGCGUGGCCGGUACACCCUUGGACCACUGGAGUGUCAAGGAGAUUCCCUUUUCGAUGAUGUGGUGACGUUCCGUUUCACGGACUCCACCAUUGAGGUGCCCCAUCUCAACCUGCGCCACUCGUGGGAUGUGUACUUCCACUUCAAGACGACUGCGGAGAAUGGGGUCAUCAUGCAUAGCAAGGGACCAACUGACUAUGUCAAGCUGGUACUCAUUGGGGGUGACCAGAUUCAACUGCUGUAUGAGACUGCUGGUGGAGGACCGCAGGGGGUCAGCGUGGAGACGUCCUACAAACUGAGUAACAAUGAGUGGCACUCAGUGCACGUUGAGCGCAACCGCAAGGAAGCGCGCAUCGUCAUCGACGGCAGCCAGAGCGCCGAGGUGCGCGAGAAGCCCGACCGGUCGCAUGCCCUCCACCUUCCAGGCCAACUUGUCAUCGGUGCAACUGUGGAUUACAAGGAAGGAUAUGUGGGCUGCCUGCGAGCCUUCUUGGUCAAUGGGGAGCCCCUGAACCUGAGGAUGCGUGCGCCCACAGGCCUGUAUGGAGUGUCUCUGGGCUGCGUGGGCAAGUGUGCCUCCAACCCGUGCCUCAACGGCGGAACCUGUCUCGAGGGCUACUCGGGCUACACGUGCGACUGUCAAUGGACACCUUUCAAGGGACCCAUCUGUGCUGACGAGAUUGGCGUCAAUCUGCGUUCUGACAACUUCGUACGCUACGACUUUGAGACAACGCUGUCCACCUUGGAGGAAUACAUUCGUGUGGGCUUCACCACUACAGAGCACCAUGGCAUGAUCUUCGGAAUGUCAUCGCGCACUGGAGAGUACCUGAACCUCAUGAUGUCAACCAGCGGUCACUUGAGACUGGUCUUUGACUUUGGCUUUGAACGUCAGGAGAUCAUCAUCAAGAAUGAAAACUUCGCCUUGGGUCAAAUUCAUGAUGUCCAGAUCAAGCGUACCCACAAUGGAGAGAGGCUGGUGAUAUUCGUGGACAACUAUGAACCUCAGGUGCACACAUUCAACAUACGAGGCAAGGCUGACGCUCAGUUCAACGACCUGCUCAGCAUCUAUGUUGGGCGAAAUGAGUCCAUGGGCACUGGUGAAGGCUUUGUAGGCUGCAUUUCACGGGUACAGUUUGAGGACCACAUGCCGCUAAGGCGCUACUUUCAGGAGAGCCGGCGAAGCAAUGUGCAUGCCUAUCCUGAAGGAACCGUGCGAGAAGACACGUGCGGUAUUGAGCCAGUCACGUAUGCACCUCCAGAGGAUGAGACACGGCCACCGCCUACGCUGCCACCAGGGGUCUACCGAGAACCCUGGGCUGUAACCAGCUAUGUUGACUCGGCAAUCCUGGGCGGUGUGCUGGCAGUGAUCCUGGCUGCAAUUGUGAUCAUGGCUAUCAUCUUGGGCCGCUACGUGUCACGACACAAGGGCGAGUACCUCACGUACGAAGACACUGGUGCUAAGGACGCACCUGACGCAGACACUGCUGUGGUGCAUGGUGUCAGAGGUCAUGACGUCACCAAGAAGCGAGAAUGGUUUAUAUGACGGGUUGUCAUGUUGUUAGCUUGCCUCGUCACCUCCUCUUCCAGGCAAUGGCACCCUCUGGUGUCAUGCAGCAUCGUGGCACAGCACAAUCCCACAUUGUGUUGUUUCCAGAACUCUCUCUCUCGGGAUCGAGCUUGCACGAGAACAAGGCUCUGCUGCCCACAAGAUCGUGAUUUCAGCUCCUGGCCAUUGCAGCUGCAUUUCAGUGGAGGUGAUAUGCUCAAACACCUGUGCACCUUGAUAGUUGUGUGCAUUAACGCAUCUCCAUUGUUGAUUGACUUCAACCUGCAGCCAGUCUGUGCGUUGUUGCAUGAAUGUUGUUAUUGGCACUUUUUAUCGGCAACUUCUGGGCACAUUUUCCUGCCAUUGUUGUGACUGUAACGCAUGAUGAUGGCAGUGGAGAAGUGUGGUAAAUGACAAAAGAAAAAGAAACUACGCACUGCAAUUUACAAGCACAAACUCUUUGCCAGUGUGCCUGAUGAAAAGUGCCAUGUUUUCUUGUUGGAUGCAUUUAGAGACCACCAAGCUGUGUUGGAAAUUUACAGGCACUGUUGUGGUUGCUUUGGCAUGGUUUUCACUGCAAUGUUAAAAAGGUUGUUAAUAGGUUUUGUACUGCAACCUACUUCUUGAUAGAAUGUCUUGUUCAGAAGAACAAAAAGUUUUGAUUUUUAAGUCUAUGCACACGUUAUCAUAUUUAAACCAGCCUUUCGUCCGUGAAGGCAAAUGCAGGAUAUGCACUAUGAGAACACAGGUUACCUCAGUAUGUGUUCGACCAUGUUGAGUCAAUGAAUGCGCACCGAGGACCAAGCUGUUAUUUGACAAAAAAAGUAAAAUGAUUGGUUGCAUGCAGAGCCGUUCUGAACAUGGCGUGAAAUUAUGUUGUUGCGGCUCGUCUCCCAUGCAUCUUCAAACCCAUUGCUCAGGAGGCCUAACCUUUCCCUGCAGCUUAUUCUUUGAGAAGAGUUUUGUCAUCAAGCUUAUUUUUCUCAUGGACCAGGUCCCACUAUACCUGGAGAGUCAAGCGAAGGUUUGUGACAGUUAAACAUUCCACUUUUUUUAUGCAUACCUCAGUGCUACGAAAGUACCCAUUCUCAUCUAAUGUGAUUUGGUGUAUGCCGCAGCAUUUUUUUUCUGCUUAGUAUUAAGUUAUUGUCAGCAAACUCGCUAGAGCAUGCUACUAAAAGCAAAUCGCGCUUUUUGAGCGACUGUGGUAUCAACAAACUGACUGCCUGUGACCUUUAUACCAUUUUUAAUUUUUGUCGGAUGCGUUGAACCACUUUUAGUUAGUUUUACAACUAAACACUGAAAAUUUUAGUUCGCUCUAAUGUGAAUUUUUUCUGAAUCUCAGAGCUCUGUGAUAUUGGGUUGCAGCCUUGUUGAGUGCUGAUUGAUGCCACCAAUGGGUGGGGACACACAAAGUGUCCGUUUAUCGAGUGACAACUGUUAGGGUUGUGACUGUGUCAAGCUAGCCUCUGACGUUUUGUUCUCUCUCCUUUGGUACAUCUUUCUCUUGAGUUAGAGCAUCAUUCUUGUCUUACCAGUGAAAAUAUGCAGACACAGAAAUAUUUGGGACACAAAAGUAACAAAAGAAGGUGCCCCCUUAAUCCUGGCUUGUGGUUAGGCUGCUAGAUUAUUCGACAUUUUAGUUGGUUUGAUGUUUCAAGAACUCUACAAAGAACUCUACUUUGAUGUUCCGUCUCUACAAAGCACAGUAUAGUUGUCUGCUAUGUAUUACCGACACAAACUUGUUGUACAUAUCAGGAAUGGAAUUUCCAACACCUGUCACAUUUUUUUUUUGUCUUGUACAUUGGUAUUGACCUUUCUAGUUUGUAUUUUUUACUGAAAUAAGCAAGUGUGACGUCAUUGCCCCUUUGAUUUUACUCCUUCCUUUCCUCACAACUUUUUGUUGCCUAAGAAUGGAUGCUACUGGAAGACCUUGCCUCUUUUGUAAUAGUACCAUACCCUGCAUUAAGCCCCCUCACCUCUUUCCAUGCUCUUUUUAUUUAGCAAUUAACUUAAAAGGCAAAGUUUAACAUGUCCUCAGAGGGCUGCUCUUUGUUUUCUGCUUCUUGCUUUUCAUGCAUUUUCAUAAAGGCCUGCUCCUAGCUUAGCUAGUGAAAGGCAUGCGUUUCCCUUUAACUAUUCUUUAACUAUCACUGCCAGAGAGAGGAGACCCUGCAGCCAGGGGUCUGCCUACAUUGAAGAAGGCAUUGUUUGCUCAAGCUGGCUGACUCUAUCGCUGCACUGUUGCCCGUCUGGUUUGCAUGACCAGAGCUGCAUCUCAAUUGUAUAUAGUGCACAUCUCACUGUUGGGAGCUGUGACAAUAGCAACAAAGUAUACAAUCGUGGAUUAAUUAAAUGCGAGCAGGUUAGGGACCAUUAUAAUGCAUUCUUUCAUUUUUGCUUUCACUAAUUGUGAUGGCAGCGCGAGUUUGGUGGCUGUAUGAGUGGCAGUGCAAAAUGGGCAGUCUCAAGCUGUUACUGAUAUGACGUGUUCUGCCUAAUACUUUCCCGUUCGCAUUUCAUUUGCCCGUGAUAGUACUUGUUUAUGGCUAGAAUUAAAUGUAGUGUGUAGUCUGUGUUGGGUGUUCGUUAGUGCCCACUUCUUGCCUUUUGGUAGCGAGUGACCAACAUUUCAACUAGGUACCUAACUAGAGAGCAAAGAGCUGAUAUCUCAAAUGACACGCAUAGUUAUCUUUGUUUUUAUACAUAUAAAAAUGUUUCAUUUCAUUCGACGAUAGCGGAGUAAGGCCAGAUUAUAUGUGCACUAUUUUCUAGCUUCCGUUAUUAAUGCCUCUUUAGGGUUGACAUAUAAAACAUACUUUUUAGCUUGAAAAUUGUCUAGAUUGUUAUUGUUUUAGUGUUUGUGGCAAGUUCGCAAGCAAUUUAAUCUAGAAGCUGCUACCAGUGUAGCCAUGAGUCUGCUUGUCUGAGGCCUUAACUGGUGUUCACCUUACAAAUAACCAGUGUCACUCAGCGGUGGUGAACUUUGUUUUUUCUCCCUGGCAGAAUGUCCAGUCGUGAAAAAAAAAAUGAAAUCUAGCAUGCAAUGUGCACCAUUGUCAAGUAUAUACACCUAAUUGAUAUCUAAACAGUGGUUACUGCAGAAGCAUGCAGUGUACCACCAUUUGCUGGAGUCUGCUAGGCAGCUGUUGUGUUUGUGAAAGUGUCAUAUUAUGUUUAAUUUCACUGUGGAGUGAAGACAUCAAAUGAUCUGAAACACAAUUUCCUUUCGUAUCGGUAUAUACCAUGCACAACUUCACCUUCUCUACAGUGUGUUAAUUAGAGUUGCGAAUGUGUUUUCUUGAGUUCAAGCCAGACAUUUUGGAUGUGCUGGAGGAAAAGAAAAGGCAUUGCAAGCCUCAAACUUUUCAUAAACAGUGGGAAAUCAUUUCUGAACUGAUGGCAUCUAUUGUUGCAUCGAUCAUAUUUUACCUUAGAAUGUUUUUGUGUUGCUGGGUUUGUUUGAGGUCUUUGGGUAAAUCGCAAAUAUAGAUCACUUAUGUUGGUCAUUACUCGAAACAACCAUGUCACCAUGAAUACCGGUAAACCACCAUGACAGCUAUAUAAUUAUUUUGGACAGAGCAAACGAAUUGCCAUUUGAUGUGAUUGCAGAAUAUGAUUGAUAGAGGUGCAGCGUUAGUGCAAAGAGUGAGCUGCUUUAGCUCAGGAGUGUCUUGAAAUAUCUGUGUAGCUGCAAAAAAUACCCAGUAUUGUUCGAAUCCGUCCAGGCCAGACACAACCUUAGGAAGUGUCUGUGUAUAUAUAUAUAUGUGUGUGUGUGUGUUGUUUAUACACCAGCAGACCCGGUGAUCCAGUGAUGUCACGGGUUCUGGAAAUAAAAAGAAUCUCAUCUUA
Dermacentor andersoni is the source of this 7769-nucleotide messenger RNA. It is a transcript of the gene Nrx-IV, whose product is annotated as neurexin-4. NCBI's taxonomy places the organism in Eukaryota, Metazoa, Arthropoda, Arachnida, Ixodida, Ixodidae. The record is from RefSeq and is a predicted model, not a curated record.